UGUGUGAAGCAGCAAAGCUGACGUGGUGAUGCAGACUCUGAGGUAAGUGCUGCACAGUCACGUGCCUUAAAACAUGUCACAGCAGACAUGAAUUAAGUACUGGAACAAUAAUUACAUGAUGUUAACAGUGUAUUUUUGUACCUUUGACAGUUUUGAACUGAUACACAACCACAUGUUGUCAGUGUUUACACAAAGACAACAGACGUGUUGACUCAGGCCUGUGUGAGGUGUUUUUACUGCUGUAUUUUCUCGGUGUGUAAUUCUUACCUUUUCUUUUUCAGGACAUUUCAUGCUUUAAAUUUUCUCGUCCAGAUUCUCUGAAGGAAGAAGAAAUAAGUUACAAGUUCGGACAUUAAAGCGACAGAAAGUAUGGAAAGCAAACAUUAAAACAGAUGCUGUUCAAAGGAGCUUGAAUGUUGAAUUUAAACGAUUAAAUUAAAUUAACAUUUCACCAAAUGAUGUGAUGCUGUAUAAUUGUUUUUUCAGCUGAGAUAUUUACUGGAAAGGACACCAACAACUUUCACUACAGUGGAAAUGAUUAAAUGAGCUCACCUCAUGUGUUGAUGCUGAAUGUUCACUCCAACUUCAACUAACAAUACACUGAUUUUUAUCAUUCAAGCUGAUGCCCUGAUCCUGAGCCUGAGCCUGAGCCUGAGCCUGAGCCUGAUCCUGAGCCUGAUCCUGAGAUCUUCAGCCUCAAAGAGAUGAACGUGUCAUCUGCCAAUGUGACUGUGGUUAUAGAGUAUCGAGACUCCUUCACCAAAGCUGUGGCCAAGAAUGUGAUCGUCGUGGUUCUCAGCAUCUCCAUCAACUACAUCAAUGCAGGCCUCAUUCGCACCUUCUGCAAACACCAGACCUUCUACACGAAUCCUCGGUAUAUACUGUUCUUUCACCUGGUGGUCAACGACAUGAUCCAGGUGACGCUGACCGUCAUCCUGUUCGUCAUCAGCUACACCAUCUACAAGCUCAGCGUCUCCGUCUGUUGCAUCUUCAUCCUGAUUGCUCUGUUCACCACUGAGAACACCCCUCUCAACCUGGCCUGCAUGGCGGUGGAGUGCUACAUCGCCAUCUGCCUGCCCCUCCACCACGUGCACAUCUGCACCGUCAAGAGGACGUUGAUGCUGAUUGGUUUAAUCUGGGCGACGAGCAUGUUGUCCGUUCUUCCUGAUCUCUUCGUCACCUUGGCCACGGAGCCACUGGACUUCUUCCACUCUCGGGUGUUCUGCCUCAGGGAAACCGCCUUUCGAAAUCCCCACAUCAUCGAAAAGAGAGACGUCACAUACAUCAUCUAUCUCGUUAUAGUUUGGCUCGUUAUCUUUUACACUUACUUUAAGAUCUUGUUCACUGCAAAAACAGCGAGCAAAGACGCUAAGAAAGCCAGAAACACAAUCCUCCUCCACGGGUUUCAGGUGCUGCUGUGCAUGGCAACAUAUGCAGAACCCCUGCUGAAACACGCUCUGCAGCAGUGGUUUCCUCAGAGUUACACUGACUCUCUCUUUGCCACCUACAUCAUAGUACACAUUCUGCCACGAUCCAUCAGUCCAAUCAUAUACGGCAUCAGAGACAAAACCUUCAGGAAGCAUCUGAAAAGGUAUCUGCUGUGUACAGCGAGCUCGCAGUAAGCAUCCGGAGUCACAUUCUGAAAACUUUCACUCUGUUGAGGUGGAAACUGCUCGUUUGGUUGUUUCAUUAGGUUGUGAGAGGUUAGGUAGGUUAGCUUAACUCACACAGGCCUGUUUGUUGUGAAUUUAUUUGUAUUAUGAUUGUUUAGAGUGAUUCGUUUUUUCUGCUGACCUUUUACAUUUUGUCUCCAACCCCCAAAGAACAAAGAUCAAAUUAAAAUCAGUUAAAUCAAACUAACGAUUGUCUUUAAUGUUGAUUAAUCUGAUCAUUUUUUCUAAACUAACAGUUUAGUCUAUAAAAUGACAGCAAAUAGUGAAACGUCCAUUAUAAUUUCCCACAGGCCGAGGUCACAUCUUUAAAUGUCUUGUUUUGUCGAGCCAACUGUUCAAAAACCAAAGAUAUGAUACAAAGAAAAGCAUCAAAUCUCUGACUGACUGAUGUUUUCGCAGCACUUAGACAAAGAAGGCCUCUGCACAGUAACACAAGUCUGCACCUGCAUCAGUGUGAAGAAAUUUCAGACAACACACUUCAACACAUGGAAGAACGUUAGUUGCAAGUUUAGUUGACUAAACUUGCUUUUUAACUUUGGCUUUAACCUUUGGUUUUUUUUCGGAAUGAUCGAUUUUUUUUAUUGCUCAUUACAAUUAAAAACUUUUUCAUGUGUGAACAUGUGAAAGUUGUGCUU
Messenger RNA from Toxotes jaculatrix (banded archerfish), 2308 nucleotides. Its product is annotated as odorant receptor 131-2-like. Bases 705 to 1622 code for a protein of 305 amino acids. The record is from RefSeq and is a predicted model, not a curated record. Gene Ontology annotation, cellular component: membrane. Gene Ontology annotation, molecular function: G protein-coupled receptor activity. The transcript is spliced from 3 exons. Lineage: Eukaryota; Metazoa; Chordata; Actinopteri; Toxotidae. Gene Ontology annotation, biological process: G protein-coupled receptor signaling pathway.